Molecule: messenger RNA, 1045 nt
Organism: Raphanus sativus (radish)
Lineage: Eukaryota; Viridiplantae; Streptophyta; Magnoliopsida; Brassicales; Brassicaceae
Product: GDP-mannose transporter GONST5
Exons: 5
Coding region: 1-1029 (342 amino acids)
Cellular component (GO): Golgi apparatus
Molecular function (GO): antiporter activity
Source: RefSeq, a predicted model, not a curated record
AUGGAGGAAGGUAGUCUUUGGCAUCAAUGGAGCAUGAUCAGAUCUCUGUUAGCCAUUCUUCAAUGGUGGGGUUUCAACGUUACAGUUAUCAUCAUGAACAAAUGGAUCUUCCAGAAACUGGAUUUCAAGUUCCCUCUGUCGGUUUCAUGCGUUCAUUUCAUAUGUUCAUCGAUCGGAGCAUACAUUGUAAUCAAAGUCCUGAAGAUUAAACCAUUGAUCGUUGUUGAUCCAGAAGAUCGAUGGAAGAGGAUCUUCCCAAUGUCAUUCGUCUUCUGUAUCAACAUUGUGUUAGGAAACAUCAGUCUUAGAUACAUCCCUGUCUCUUUUAUGCAGACAAUCAAAUCCUUCACUCCAGCAACAACAGUUGUGUUACAGUGGUUGGUAUGGAGGAAAUAUUUCAAUUGGCGUAUUUGGGCGUCGUUGGUUCCAAUUGUAGGAGGGAUUUUUCUGACUUCUAUUACAGAACUUAGCUUUAACGUGUUUGGUUUCUGUGCUGCUCUGUUUGGUUGUUUAGCUACCUCUACUAAGACCAUUCUUGCUGAAUCUCUUCUUCACGGUUACAAAUUUGAUAGCAUCAACACGGUGUACUAUAUGGCUCCUUUUGCGACAAUGAUUCUUGGAGUACCGGCGUUUUUACUCGAAGGCAACGGGAUAUUGGAUUGGUUUGAAGCACACUCUUCUCCAUGGUCGGCUCUCAUCAUGAUUUUAAGCUCAGGUGUUGUUGCUUUCUGUCUUAACUUCUCCAUCUUCUAUGUCAUUCACUCCACAACAGCAGUUACAUUCAAUGUAGCUGGAAACCUUAAGGUUGCAGUGGCUGUUCUGGUUUCAUGGAUGAUAUUCCGAAACCCGAUAUCACCGAUGAAUGGUGUUGGAUGUGGAAUCACACUCGUGGGAUGCACGUUUUAUGGAUAUGUAAGUCACAUGCUGUCUCAGCAACAACCUGGAACUCCUAGGACUCCUUGUACACCAAGGAACAAGAUGGAACUCCUGAUCCCUCUUGUUAAUGAUAAAGUCGAGGGUAAAGUUUGAACAUGCAACGUGUGUA